GUUCUUAGCGGUAUAAUCUGAGUCAGUGUGAGACCUCUUAGUUAUUCUUAUCAGCACCUCGGCACCUCUGGAAGACCUAAUUCAACUAAACUACCUACUAAUGAGGCAGGCAGUUGAUCACUAUUCAAAGUCAAUGCAAAAGGAACAGAGUUUGGUCUAGACCAGCCUAAACCAUCCCUGACCAGUCAAUCUCCUCUGCCGUCUGACAUUGCAUCGUGCUAACGUUUGCUCUCCCGUCGUAUCAAACAUUUAAAUCUUACCUGAACCCCACAAAUGACUUCAAGCGCAAUGGAAUGUCGAUCUCAACGUCUUUGGCCUAAACGAUAACGAGUGUGCGUACCUCGGCCUGUAUUCCUUCAAUUGACCUUUUGAAGUUUGAACUUUCUCUGUCGCGUCAAUCCUGCCCCUUAGACACACGAGAGGCGUACAAAGAUGGCCCUCAAUCGCAUCAAGUCCCAUGGACUCGGCCACAUCGCGAUAGACGACGGUGAUACCGACAAUGGCCCUUCGAGUAAUGUCAUCGACGACGGUCGCGUCCAAGUUCAAUUCCACGACACUCCCCAAGCGCUGGCCCAAUGGUGCGAACACCUGAAAGAGACGUUCGCGGGUGAUGGAGCAGAUUCAGAGCAUUUACUACCACCGAAGCCGUCGAAACCGCGUCGAACAAGCACCGUUGCUUUCCUCCCGGGUGUAGAGAAGCCAGCCGAAGGUCCGCGACUAAAUAUUGCGAUCCAUAUCGUGGGUUCUCGAGGCGAUGUUCAGCCGUUUAUUCCGAUCGCGCAACUUUUGAUGAAACCUCCCUACGGUCAUCGAGUACGAAUAUGCACGCAUGCUAGCUUCAAGGAGUUUGUGGAGGCGCAAGGUGUUGAGUUCUUUAAUAUCGGCGGAGACCCCGAAGCUCUCAUGGCGUAUAUGGUGAAGAACCCUGGAUUAUUACCGAAUAAGGACAGUCUCAAGGAGGGCGAUGUUGGGAAAAGACGAAAGGAAAUGAUGGAGAUCAUCUCUGGUACUUGGAGGAGUUGUAUCGAGGCAGGCGAUGGAAUGGGAGACCCUAUCAAAGCUGCAAACGUGGAAAAUGUGGAUGAUCUAUUCCUUGCGGAUGUUAUCAUCGCUAAUCCUCCAUCGAUGGGUCAUAUUCACUGCGCUCAAAAGCUCAAUAUUCCAUUGCACAUGGUAUUCACAAUGCCAUGGUCACCCACCAAAGCUUUCCCCCAUCCUCUGGCUGCUAUGAGCUAUGGAGAUGCCGACGCAAAGGUCGCCAACUACCUCUCUUUCAUGAUGAUGGAGCUUCUAACAUGGCAAGGCUUGGGCGACCUCAUCAACAAAUUCCGCCGUCAAACGCUUCACCUUGAUCCCAUCAGUCCAAUGUGGGGAUUCCAGCUUCUCUCUCGACUUCGCAUUCCAUACAGUUAUCUCUGGUCACAAACACUAAUUCCCAAACCUUCCGAUUGGGACGAACACCUAAACAUUACCGGCUUUUCCUUUCUACCGCUCGCAAGCUCUUACACGCCUCCGAAAGAUCUCCUGGACUUUCUCGAAGCAGGGCCUCCACCAAUUUACAUCGGUUUCGGAUCGAUCGUUGUUAAGGAUCCGCAAGCGCUCACGAAUAUGAUCUUGAAGGCAGUCGAGCUCGCGGGGGUUCGGGCGAUCGUGUCAAAAGGAUGGGGCGGCGUCGGAGUUGGCGAAGUCCCCGACAACGUCUAUCUCAUCGGAAAUUGCCCGCACGACUGGCUAUUCCAACGAGUAUCAGCUGUUGUUCACCACGGUGGCGCCGGGACAACCGCUGCCGGUAUAGCGGCCGGACGUCCGACUGUUAUCGUUCCCUUCUUCGGAGACCAGCCUUUCUGGGGUCAGAUGAUGGCUCGCGCCGGCGCAGGACCCGUAUCAGUUCCCUACAAGGAAUUGACAGCGGAAAUACUGGCAGAGAGUAUCAAGUUCGCUCUCAAACCGGAUGUGCAAGAAGUCGCCAAGGACAUGGCUAUUCAAAUCGGUGAAGAGGAUGGAGCUGGUGGUACAGCGCAGGAUAUCCAGGAACGUCUUGACAUUGACAGCCUUCGUUGCGAUAUUUGUCCUGAUAGGCUGGCGAGCUGGCUUGACCGCAAGACAGGAGCGCAUCUUAGUGGCUUCGCCGUCGGUUGUCUCAUAGAUGCUGGACUCCUUCAGUCCCAGAACCUCAAGCUACUCCGGCAUAGACACUGGUACGUGGAUGAAGGAGCCGAAUACCCUCUUGUUGGCGCCGUAGCCGCCGUGUCAGGCUUCGCCUCAGCCAUAGGAACCGCCACAUCCGAUUAUGCCGAACGCCUAAGGAAUUCCCCAGGCCGUGGAAAGACAAGGCGCUCCAGCGUCCACGACACGCAAGAAGAGGUCUUGACAGAUCCUGAAGAAGUUAAGACGGGAGAAGCCCGGCUCCGAAAAGGUCCACGCGGUGCAAAUCAGAAAGACAUGGAAAUACUGGCACGGAAAAUGGCAAC
This is a messenger RNA of Fusarium redolens, 2471 nucleotides long. RefSeq lists its product as uncharacterized. NCBI's taxonomy places the organism in Eukaryota, Fungi, Ascomycota, Sordariomycetes, Hypocreales, Nectriaceae. The transcript is spliced from 2 exons. The annotation marks the transcript as partial. Gene Ontology annotation, molecular function: hexosyltransferase activity; UDP-glycosyltransferase activity. The record is from RefSeq and is a predicted model, not a curated record. Gene Ontology annotation, biological process: carbohydrate metabolic process.